This is a messenger RNA of Drosophila bipectinata, 1151 nucleotides long. It is a transcript of the gene BCL7-like, whose product is annotated as chromatin remodeling complex subunit BCL7B-like protein. NCBI's taxonomy places the organism in Eukaryota, Metazoa, Arthropoda, Insecta, Diptera, Drosophilidae. The record is from RefSeq and is a predicted model, not a curated record.
UGCAGUAUUUUUAGCAUUUACCAACACCGACCGUUUUUCGCCAAGCGUCCGCUAGAUUUUACUAUUUUUUUCCAUAAUUAUCAAAGAACUACGAUUUUCCAGUGAACGAAAAGCAAAAAAAGUCAAAGCUAACCACCCAACACAGCUCCUCUCAACCGAAAGUUGAGCCAAAACACCACAAGACAAGAGAAAAUCGCGGAAAACAGCGAGCGGCGGAUCUGAGGCGACGCCGAAUCUAAUACAGGAAACGAGGAUUCAAGUGGUGUGUCAAUCAAAUGUCGCGCAGCGUCAGAGCGGAGACCAGGAGCCGGGCCAAGGAUGACAUCAAGCGGGUCAUGCAGGCGGUGGACAAGGUGCGGCACUGGGAAAAGAAAUGGGUCACCAUCAGCGACACCACCAUGAAGAUCUACAAAUGGGUGCCCAUCUCAUCGGCCAGCGAAAAGAAAUCAAAACUCCAACAGCUGUCCGGUGGCGCCGGUGGCGGCGUCAAUGUAUCCGGUGGCGGUGGUGGCGGCGGCGUCGGCAGCGGCGGUGGUGGCGGCAAGCUCAGCGACAAGGAGAACUCCCAAAAGGGUACACCCACACCGCCCCAAAUCACGCCCAGCUAUGCGGGGCUCACAGCCGAGGAUUCCAACACCUGUUUCUCUGUCGUAUCGGACAGUCAGGGCGCCGACUUUGUAUCCAGUAUGCCCUUCUCGGAGGACUCCAACUCGCAGGGCAGCGACGGGCCGGUGAAGCGGCUGAAGACGAGCGACUAGCCCCAUAUUCGCGGCCCGAGCAGCGCCUACUGCAGCAGCAGCAGCAACUAACUAAGAGUCGCCACCAUUAUACAACUAAGUUUAGGUUUUUUUUUUGGUUAGCAACGACAUAUAUAGGAACCACACACCAGAUCGUGACCAGAUCAGAUCGCGAGUAUCUGCCUCAGCCCAAGACUUAAGCAAUUCUCCUAGAAAUCUAAAGAUAAUACCAGCUGGCCCCUCCCUCUUUCCGUCCCCCUAACCGCCUUUCAGCUCACAAAGCAUUAUGUAUUCUCUUUUUUCCAGUGUGACUUGAAAGGCGGCUCAUGCCCGGUGGAAAGGGGGUGGCCAACUGUAAACACUCGAUAGGUCCAUAGAAUUAAUAAACAUUAUUUAUUAGCAGAACAAAUAAAA